This is a messenger RNA of Neoarthrinium moseri, 945 nucleotides long. RefSeq lists its product as uncharacterized. The coding region runs from base 1 to 945 and encodes 314 amino acids. Gene Ontology annotation, cellular component: cytosol. The record is from RefSeq and is a predicted model, not a curated record. Gene Ontology annotation, biological process: purine nucleoside catabolic process. NCBI's taxonomy places the organism in Eukaryota, Fungi, Ascomycota, Sordariomycetes, Amphisphaeriales, Apiosporaceae. The transcript has a single exon. Gene Ontology annotation, molecular function: purine nucleosidase activity.
AUGUCUCACAGCAGUCGCACCAAGGUUGUAGUGGACACCGAUAUCGGCACGGACCCCGACGAUGGGCUCGCGCUCGCAUAUCUGGCCAUGCACCCGGCCUGCGACCUGCUCGGCGUCACCAUUGUGACGGGCGACGUCCAGCAGCGCGCCGCCGUCGCCGAGAUCCUGCUGCGCGCGUGCGGUCGCAGCGACGUGCCAAUCCACUGCGGGCGUCGCGAACCGCUGCUCAAGGGUGCCGGCCAGCCCCUCGUACAGCAGUAUGACUGCAUAAAACACAUGACCCACAUCCAGGGCCGGCCAGAGAACGCAGCCGUGGACUUUCUACAGCGCACCAUUCGAAACCACCCUGGUGAAGUCGUCCUCCUGACUAUUGGGCCCCUCAGCAAUGCGGGGCUGCUGUUCGCGCUCGACCCCGAGCUGCCGUCUCUCUGUAAGGAAGUGGUCAGCAUGUGCGGCAAGUACUUCGGCCCCGAGAAGCACCAGAAGGAAUGGAACAUCUUGGUGGACGAGACGGCGGCGGGCAUCGUCCUGAAAACGCAACGCCCGCGUCACCGAUUUGUCGGACUUGAUGUCACGCGACCGUGCACAUUGCAAGCCCACGACGCUGAGAAGCGGCUGUUCCAGGAACUCGGGGAGCUUGGAGGCCUGAUGAAAUCUCUGGGAGACUGGUGGCUCAAAAAGAAGGACCGCUUUACAUUCCACGACCCUUUAGCUGCCGCCAUCAUCUUCCAGCCUGAUCUUUGCGAGUGGGUGACGGGUCGUAUGGAUGUGGACCCGAGCAACGGCGCGACAAGUUUUGAGGCAAACGCCGGGACUGACCUCGUUGCGUGUGACGUGAACCCUGAGGCAUUCUUUACCAACUACUUCGAAGUUGUGAAGAGCACAAGCCCCAAAGAGACCUUUGAUCGCAUGAGGGCUCAAGUGUCCUCUCAAGUGUCCUCAUGA